AUGAGAUGUAAUUAUUAUCCAACUUGUCAAGACCCUGAUAUAGCCCUUGGACCUGCACCUCACUCUGUUCCCAACUCUUUGACAAUACUUCGUCAAGAUCAAGUUGGAGGCUUGGAGGUUUUUGUGGAUAGCAAGUGCAAGUCGGUGCGACCUAGGCCUGAUGCACUUGUCAUCAACAUCGGAGACACAUUUACGUGUGUAAGNCGAUUCAGGAACAGAGGAGAAGUAGGGUUUGCAACACAUGGAAGUGAGAGUGGAGAUGAGGUGACUGGAGAUAAGGAGGAAACUGGUAUGGGUACAGUAGUAUCAGGGAUAGUGAAGAAGUGGGUUUCCGGUGAUGGUGUUAAGGGAUGUGGGAGUGAUGUUGAUGGCAAGAGAAAAAGACGAUUAUUUGUUGGCCAUGGUGAGAGAAGUGGUAGAGAGUUCUGA
Molecule: messenger RNA, 429 nt
Organism: Nicotiana attenuata
Lineage: Eukaryota; Viridiplantae; Streptophyta; Magnoliopsida; Solanales; Solanaceae
Product: gibberellin 20 oxidase 3-like
Exons: 2
Coding region: 1-429 (142 amino acids)
Source: RefSeq, a predicted model, not a curated record